This is a messenger RNA of Nylanderia fulva, 885 nucleotides long. NCBI's taxonomy places the organism in Eukaryota, Metazoa, Arthropoda, Insecta, Hymenoptera, Formicidae. The record is from RefSeq and is a predicted model, not a curated record.
AUGUCAUAUCGAACAAACAAUCAAUUAAUGACACAUUUGAGCGUCUCAGAAACGCACGACUUCCCGCUUCCUGUUUCAGAGCAACCGCCAAAAACUGAGCCUGAGGAAAGAUCUGGCGUGGAGACCGACAGCAUCGAGACCGGGCUGCGCAAGGUGAUUCGAAAGGACAGACUGGCGAGUCCUUUACGAGUCUCGUCCCCGUCCAGGAGCACGGCGUCCUCGUCGACGGACGACAGGACCCCACGAGCCGGUUCCGUCGCGCGAGAGAACAGCAACCUAUCCAAGACCUCGUCCGGAAGCAAGACGCCCAAGGACAGCAAUUCCAGCCCGGAGGGUAGUCCGCUGAACCGAGGCGGCUCGAUGCGCAACCGGGGUAACGGAACGGUCCGCAAGUCAACGCCGAGCGGAAGUCUCAGCAAAGCGCUGUCACCGAUACCGAUUCCCAGUUUCACGAAGACGACGUCCUUUGGCGGUAGCGCCACGUGGAACGGCCGUCAGACCAGGCGGCGAGCCAGCAUUCAGACGGACACCUUCUUGGAUCCGAGCUCGACGCCGGCCACGUGCGCCACGACGCCGAGUUUCUCGCGGAAGAGCCCGGGCAGGCAGAGUCUGCAGUCGCGGCCGAGCCUGAACGGAGUUCAGUACGAUAGGAACGGCAGGAGGAUCAGAGCGUCCGCUACGGGAACCGCGUCUCUCCAGUCGUCGCCUACGAAGGUGACGAAUCCGUUGCUCGAUCAGAUACUGCAGAAACUGGGCGACUUGAAGGACGAGCGGCAGAUGGUGCAGAAGCUGCAGGGCCUUCUGAGGGAUUAUCAGGCUACCUCGACCGACCGUGCUGCGAAUAUGGACUUCGCCAAAUGUGGGUGGACAGUAACGGGACGAUGA